Molecule: messenger RNA, 1667 nt
Organism: Anoplopoma fimbria (sablefish)
Lineage: Eukaryota; Metazoa; Chordata; Actinopteri; Perciformes; Anoplopomatidae
Product: BEN domain-containing protein 4
Exons: 6
Coding region: 30-1667 (545 amino acids)
Molecular function (GO): DNA binding
Source: RefSeq, a predicted model, not a curated record
CCACGACACCGACCCGGAGCCCGUCCGGGAUGGAGGGAGAGAUGCAGCCCGCAGACGAAGGGCCCUGUGCCCCGAAGAUGUGCAGACAACCACGGGGUCCGUACAGCAGCCUGAAGACCUUCCAGAGCAAGCGCUCGGCGGGCAAGUCGCGCUUGGACAGGUCCGCCGUGGUCGAGGUGCCUCUGUUUGGAGACGGGCAUCACUUCACUUUCCAUCCCGAGCAGCCUCAUCGUUUCCAGCCCCAUCAUCAUCAUCACCACCACCACCACCAGCAGCACCAUCGUCUGCAGCAGCUCCACCACACCAGCGUCGCCAUCAGCAGCAGUCAGCAGCAGCAUCGUUUCCCAUGUGAGGCCAGGCCCAGCAGCAGGGUCCCGACAUCCACCGCAGCAUCUCCUGGUACCCAGCAGCGGCGCGCCAGCAGCGGCGGAGCGGAGCCCAGGUUGUCCCCAGACUGCACCUACGGCAUCAGCUCAGAAAACCGUCUGAUCCUGGACGCCUUCGCCCAGCAGUGCAGCCGAGUCCUCAGCCUCCUCAACAACGGCCGCCUCCUGGAGCCCCCCUCCUCCUCCUCUUCAUCCUCCACCUUCACGUCCAACAUCAAGCUGGAGGGCGGGCCAGGGGAGGUACAGGGGCUUCACUGCUCCUCGCUGGGGACGUCCAAACCCGAAGAGAGCUCUUCCACCACGGACCCAGAAGAGGAGGCCAAACAAAGCCAUUUGAACCAACAGCAGACCUCCGCCGUUCUCCGCAUCUUCACGGACUCCCUACAGAACUAUCUGCUCUCAGGGCCUCAGCAGCAGCAGCAGCAGCAGCAACAUCUGUCUGCCGGUCUGGACGAUGAGCAGUGUGUGUCAGCAGAGCCCGGCUCAGGGGUUUCUCCUCCGAGACACAACCUGGGCGGCUGGGGCUCGCCGACUCCGUCAGAGUCGUACGGCCACCCGUCGUCCACGCUGCCCGAGGAGGAUGAGGAGGAGGAGAACUGCUGUCCACGCUGCCUGGAGCUGGAGCAGGAGGUGCUGUCUCUGCAGCAGGAGAACGAGGAGCUACGCAACAAGCUGGAGAACGUCCCAGUUCCCUGUCAAAAUGUCCUCGACUACUUCAAGACUGUUCUUGAGUUUAACAACCAGCUGGUCCAGCCGAUGCCGGAGGAGCAGCUCACCGAGGAAGAAGAACGGCAAACAGUCUUUGAGGGCAGCAAACAACUGCUGGAGAACUAUCCUCUCUUCAUCUCCAAUAAGCAGUGGGACGAAGCCGUCAACUCCUCCAAGAAAGACGGCAGGCGGCUGCUGCGCUACCUGAUUCGCUUCGUCUUCACCACAGACGAGCUCAAGUUCUCCUGCGGUUUGGGCAAAAGGAAGCGUUCGGUCCACUCAGGAGAUCCAGGCCUGGAGAGACGGCCGCUCAACCCCGUCAAAGUCAGCUGCCUCAGAGAGUUCAUCCGGAUGCACUGUGCCUCAAACCCAGACUGGUGGAUGCCGUCAGAGGAGCAGAUCAACAAGGUGUUCAGCGAUGCCGUCGGUCACGCUCGUCAGGGCCGGGCGGUCGGUACGUUCCUGGGCAGCAGCGGCAGCAGCACCAGCAGCCUCUACAUGGACGGCUUUGAUGGACAUCUGUCCCAGGACGAGCUGUAUCUGAAAGGCUGCCAGAACGGCCAGUCGGACUGA